CUAAAAUCUCUCUUGGAUCAUCUCGUCUCAAGCUACUCAGAAUCAAAAAUGGGAAGCCAACAAGCGGCGGUUUCAUUCCUUACCAAUUUAGCAAAGGCGGCUUUCGGUCUAGGAACUGCGGCGACGGUGCUGAACACGUCGCUAUACACAGUUGACGGCGGAGAGAGAGCUGUGAUCUUCGAUCGAUUCAGAGGAGUAAUGGAUCAAACCGUCGGUGAAGGAACUCAUUUCCUGAUCCCGAUUCUACAGAAGCCUCACAUCUUCGACAUCCGCACGAAGCCUCACACCUUCUCCUCAAUCUCCGGUACGAAAGAUCUUCAGAUGGUUAAUCUCACCCUUCGUGUUCUCUCUCGCCCCGAGGUUAUGCGUCUUCCCUACAUAUUUCAAACCUUGGGUCUAGAGUAUGACGAGAAGGUUCUUCCUUCUAUUGGAAACGAAGUUUUAAAGGCCGUGGUUGCACAGUUCAACGCCGACCAGCUCCUCACAGAGCGUCCCCACGUCUCAGCGCUUGUUCGUGAAUCUCUAAUCAAACGUGCCAAAGACUUCAACAUUGUGCUCGACGACGUUGCAAUCACGCACUUGUCUUACGGAUACGAGUUCUCAAAGGCUGUUGAGCAGAAACAAGUGGCUCAGCAAGAGGCAGAGCGGUCUAAGUUUGUGGUGAUGAAGGCUGACCAAGAGAGGAGAGCCGCGGUUAUAAGAGCUGAAGGUGAGAGUGAAGCUGCACAGUUGAUCUCUGAUGCUACGGCUAAAGCUGGUAUGGGACUUAUCGAGCUUAGGAGGAUUGAAGCUUCGAGGGAGGUCGCAGCUACACUUGCUAGAUCUCCUAAUGUGGCUUACUUGCCUGGUGGCCAGAGCAUGCUCUUUUCUCUGAACCGUUGAUCUUGUUACUGUGAGAUUUGUCGGCAUACACUUUCGUCUUGUGGUAUCCUGCAGGUUGUGAAUCUGGAUUGAUUGAAAGAGCUCUCUGAAUUAUAUACUGACCUUUGUUUGAGACUGUUUAUUUUCAUCAAAUAAACCUCUGUUUGUUAUAAUCUCUGUUCGAAAACUCGCCGCCUAGGACCGAAUACUCGGCGCAAAAACGUUACUCGGCCACCAAGCGUAGCGAUUCGAGGUUGUUUGGUCAUUUAAUCGGGGAGAAUUAAAAAGUUCAUCCUUUUGUUUAUUUGAAGUUCCAAAUCACGUUCUAUGUUGUAGAUUUGAUAUAUAUUUGAUUAAACACAUAAGAAUAAGAAGAAAAAGCAAAAA
Messenger RNA from Eruca vesicaria subsp. sativa (arugula), 1248 nucleotides. The record is from the annotation of a GenBank genome assembly. Lineage: Eukaryota; Viridiplantae; Streptophyta; Magnoliopsida; Brassicales; Brassicaceae.